AUGGUGUCCGCUACUAGACGGACUGUGUACCCAACCGCGGAGGAAGAGCCGGUGAACUCGUCACCCGCUACAAAUGGGAAGCGAAAGGCUGCUGCCUCGGAAGAUGAGACGGAAAGCCAAUCGCCCAAACGAAGAAAGCAGAAAAAUUCCAGUUCCAGUAUCACCAGCUCCCCGGCUCCUCAACCCGUUGACGAAGAAAAGGUUAUUGUAAAAAGACUACCCUUCCGUACCGCCGAUUCAAGCGACAUUGCCGAGCACGAAAUACAACCCGAGGAGGAAAAUUUACAUGUUUCAACCAGUACAUCCACGGAGCCUGAUCGGGUUCAGGUAAAUUCCACCGCCAAGGCGACACAUGUUCGUUUUGGAAGCGAGGAACAGGCUCCGGUCAUCAUUCGGAAGAAUGAGCAAGCUUCGGACGAAGAGGAUCCCAAAGAAUCUAAUGAUGUGGAAGACAGUGAGGAUGAUGAGGCCCCCGAAACAAUAGACAACGCUACGCAACUACGGGAAUUAAAGGAGAAUGCCCGAAAAGAAACGAAGGCUAAGCAAAGGUUCGUGUUGAAUGUUUCACCUCUAACAUCAACCCAAGGACCGAAGAGCUGA
This is a messenger RNA of Histoplasma mississippiense, 600 nucleotides long. RefSeq lists its product as hypothetical. The transcript has 2 exons. The record is from RefSeq and is a predicted model, not a curated record. Bases 1 to 600 code for a protein of 199 amino acids. NCBI's taxonomy places the organism in Eukaryota, Fungi, Ascomycota, Eurotiomycetes, Onygenales, Ajellomycetaceae.